GCCGGUCCUUCGCGUUCACGGCGCGCCCCGCAACCCUCGAAACCCCAGCCCCGUCCUCUCACAAUGGAGGAGUACGGCGAAGUUAUGAAUCCUGAACUCCCUUCGCACUCCUGGAUUCUUGUCCCUCGAAGCCAAUUGGGCCCCCAAGAAAUACCACCGCACUCCGAGUUCUAUCAUGGACUUGUCCGCAACCUGCCCGCAGUAUAUACUGUACUCAAUGGCAAUCGAGAAUUCAUGACAAAGAUCCCUCGAGACUUAAAAGCUCCUUCAUCCCCCGAAACGCUCGACGGAGAACUUCACCAGACAGCUUGGGUCGACCUCGAAAUGCCUCAUCUUCUCUCAUGA
Molecule: messenger RNA, 345 nt
Organism: Mycena indigotica
Lineage: Eukaryota; Fungi; Basidiomycota; Agaricomycetes; Agaricales; Mycenaceae
Exons: 2
Coding region: 64-345 (93 amino acids)
Source: RefSeq, a predicted model, not a curated record